GACCGUCCAUGUUUGCAGACAGACUUCUGCAAAAAGAGGCGAAGGCGUACGAGCUUGACUUGUACUUCGUCUAUAAUUUUUUUUUAAAUUUCGGGGCUACCUGCUCAGAAAUUCUUAAUUCCGAGUCCCUUACAUCAGGGAGAUUCAGCUGUUAUCUUGCUUCCAGACGUCUGCCACUGAAGAGCCCAGGCAGGGCAAAAUCACGUGGUCUGGCAGCUCCAGCAGCCACAACAGAUGGUACUCAUAUGUCAUUGACAUAAAUACAAGUGCUUUUAUGCAAUAUGAGUCCUUAUAACAAGUCCUCUCAAGGGCUGCUGUCUUAGACUGAUGAUGGAGUAGCUAUUUUGGUUACGGCGCUGAGGGCUGCCCCCCCUAACCAUGGCUAGAAAUGGUGUGGUGCAACAAUGGCUUGAAUGUGUUCCUGCAUUGAACAGUAGUGCUGGCUGCUACAAAAGUGAAGAUAAUUCCUCACUUCUAGUGGUUGCCAAAACCAGCAAGAAUCUCUUUGGUGGUUGUAGAAGCUUUGUAUCCCUUAUAUUUGUUAGUUGCUCCUUUCCUUCCUACACACACACUAUAACUUUGCUUCUUGGUGAGAGCACUGGGACUUGCAAGUUGGUUGAUUUACUUUACUCUUUUAUACAGUUUUUAGCAGUCUUCUUAGUCAUUCUUAUUAAAAGACUUGUUGUAAAACAUUUUUCUUUCGUUAAUAUUUUUUUCACCGAUUUUCCUCUUCUCUUUUAAAUUCUUUCUACCUUUAUUUUAAUUAUUUCUAUUUAAAUAUUUUUUUUUAAAAGUAGCUUUGCAAAAAAAAACUCAAGAAAACCCAAGAACAUAUUUCUCUUCAUAAUUAUAAUUUAUUCUAAAUAUAUAUAUAAAGAAGUAGAUUUAAAACAAAAAGGCUAUUAAUAAUUAAAGACUUUAGUCCCAAACCACUCCAGCUGGAUUGCUCACUUGUUUCGUUAUGGCCAGCUUAACUACUAUGAGAAAAUGUGGUUUGUAUGAUAACUGUAUUGAAACAUUGUCGCUUAAAUUGAAUUCCAGUUGCUUUACCACUUUAGUCGCCCCAACUCUAUUGUUCUUUUUACUUCAAAGUAAAUCAUUUACUUCUUGCAAUUAUUGCUCAGGCCUCACCUUCAAGUCCCUGAUAACAUUCAAACCCCUUGACUCUAUUAAGACCAACAGCCGUCCUUUGCUCACUUAUGCCCAUAUUGUUCAUCUGUUUGGCUCAAACUUUAACUCUUUUAGUUCCAUACUUUCUCUGUUACUUGCUCUUUUUGUUUUUGCAAACUACACUCCUUUUGUGUUUAGCCUCUACUACAGUCAAUGCUCUAACACAUCAUUUCUUUCCCAUUUUCACCACCAAACUGAAAUGGCACUUGAAAACACUUACUAUUAUUUUUCCCCUGUUCUGCCAUCAACUCUUUCUUCUCUCUCUGCUGCAACUGACCAGACAUUCAUUUAUUUUGAUCACUUUUUCACUCCUCUUCUUUCUAGUACUACUGCUGCAACCACAUGCUGUUUUUCCUGCCCCAAUGCUUCAUCCACCCUUUGUCCUUUGGCCCCACAACAGCAGCAAUGCUAAGGGCCAGGACUGUUCCUGGCUUCAAUAUCAGCAGUGCUGCAACUGCCAAGAAGCAGCAGACUCAGGAGCAGGUGGGGUGGAAACAACUGCAGUGGUAGCAGGAGAAGCAGCAGGUGUGUGUACAAUUCUAAUGAGAGAUCCAGAAUUACGGAUGUAUGCAGGUGUGGCUGAAGUGGAAUUAAAAAGUUCUGCUGUGGAACCACCAACAACAACAACAGAAGCAUUGGUGGCAGGUGCUGACUCGCUGAUGUUAAAUACUAUCACCACCAGCACCUCAUCCACAAUGAUAACUGUGCGAAUUCCUCAAUCUUCUCCUCUUUCGCGCACCUCACCUCCUCCCCUUCUUUCUCCUCCAUUCUCAGUUUCCUCCUCCACCAUGUCAUUAUCUUCAAGCCUAGUCUCUUCAUCAGAGACUACCAAAGAUUUGCCAGCACCCACUGCUGUCACCAUGACAAUAACAUCAGCAGCUGCAACUAAUGCUAGUACUGUGGCUGUUUCAAAUCUCCAUCAUUCUUCUUCAAAGUCUGUGUCAACACAGAAUCCGGUGUCUUCUUCAUCAGUAGCUCCUCUACUGACAACUACUAUGAUGAUGAUGAUGUCUUCACCACUGUCAUCGACAUCCUCCUUACGAAGGUCCACAAGCUCAGUGCACAACUGGUUUCAGUCUGAACUGGACAUGCGAGGUAUUGAGUCAGUCUACUCUCGUUAUAUUAUUAGUUUGCUCCUGCAACGGGACAAAGACAGUCAUGAAGAUAGUGGCAGCUGUGGACCUAUUGAAGGGAUCACUACUGGCUUGUCCCACCUUCGUCGAGAACCCAUGGUUACUACGAGCAAUCAGAGUACCACUAAAGUUAUGCCAGAUGAAUCAAAGGGAGUCAGUUGUGUCAGCAAUACUAAAGCUUCCCUCUCCACUAGUGCAGGGCUCUCUGUGGCAGGGACUACUACUCAAGGGCGCCGGCAGAAAGGAGUAAACAAGAGGGAGAAGUUGCCUUUAUCUGAAGAGGAGAGCAAAAAGAGAGAAGCAGUUCAGUGCCUUCUGGAGGUUUGUGAUGAAGUGCAAGCAGGAGGAAUUGAGAAAUUAAUAGAAGAAUUAAUGCUCAAAUUGAAAGAAUUGGAGAAGAAAGAAUCAACUCAGAGAGAAGCGGUACCUGUCUCAGUAGCUACAACUGACAGUUCAAAGUAUGUAAAACAAGAUCCAGCUGAAAGGUACUAUGCUGCAUUUCCUGCCCUGUCAACAGAUUCCUCCCAGACCACACCUACUAUAGGAUCUCCUUCCACUGUAAUUCCAGGAUCUGACAAUUCAAAUGUCUGGAAGAAAAAACUUCAGCAGCAACAAGAACAGCAGCAACAAGAACAGCAGCAGCAGCAACUGCAACAGCAGAAACAACAACAGCUGAUGCAACGUAAACGACAGUUUCACCAAGUAAAAGCUGAUAAGAAAUCACAUUACCAAUCUGUCAGUGGUAAUAAUUGCAGUGGCACCUCUACAUCAGUUAAUUCCUGCACUAAAGAGAACAAAUGCCAAACUAAGAGCAGACGGAAUGGCAACAUUCGUCGUAGGAAUGACUCCACUAUCCGGCUUGGUACUCGCAGCUCUCACACACACCAUGGAAACAAAGAAAAUGUCCAUAAAAAAACAGAAAGCAGUAGUUUAACUACUCACUACAGUUCUGCUCGGAACAGGCACCAUAAUUCAGGUUUUUAUCCACUACACAUGGUUUCAAUGAAGCAACCUCAGCAGCGAACUGGAUCAGGCAAGAGUAAGCUCUGCCGUGCUCUAACCUGUGAUAUGUCUGCGGAGAUACAGCCUUUAACAAGUCACACUGUCACCCAGCAACAGCAACAGUUAAUUGGUGGCUGUGAGAACUUGAAACAAGGCCAAUACUACCAUAGAAAAAUGGAUAACUACAAUAAUUCAGAUUAUAAAAGCAGUAUAUGUUCUGAUAGAGAGGGUCAGAAAUAUUGUAUAAUUGUGGAGAAUAUUCUCAAAGAUAUUCUCCUCUCAUCCAAUGAGAAACGUCCAGCUUUGGCAGCAGAUAGAGAUCCAUAUUCCACCUCCCAUACUUCGCACUGGCGAAUGCAGGAUCAACAAUUUCAGUAUGCAUCAGAUAUCUUGAAUCAACAAGACAUUCUGAGAAACCAACUGGCUGUGAGAUCAGUUGCACUGAAUCAAACAGCUCCACAAUCUAUUUCGAUUUUAGAUCCUCCUUCACCCACAGGCUCAUCCCCACUGUUUCUUCUCGAUGAAAUCAACUACAGUUACUAUGACCAAAGUUUUCGAGAUAUGAAAUGGAGCAACGAGGAGAUAAACCCAGUACCUAAUAUGGUUUGUGAAGCAUUUCGUGAGGAUGCCUCCUGGUAUGAGAGCAACUUUGAAGACCCAUUUGACACUGUGCGUUGCUCUCCUGUUGCAUGCACUACAGUUGCUGAAGUACCUUCUAUCAGUAGUGUGGAUUCUAGCAGUAAAUUGCGUGCCCGACUUUAUAAGAGGCACAGCUACCCACUCCCUUCACCAUCAUCAUUAGAUGAUAUUCAGUCUUUCACUGAAAAUAAGAUUGAUAAUUUCUCUAUGUUACUCGGCCCUUUUGUUGAAACUCAGCCGCCUAUUUACCCAAGUGAAAAGGUUGACUCCUGCAUGCUUUCAACAUCAAGCAUGAGCAAUGAGCCUGUUGGCAGUUUUUGCCAAAGUAAACAAGUUGAUUCUCCAGUUGCUGAAAGUAAUCAUUGUGAUAAAAAUUUGACAGCUGUUACCAAUGAGAAAUCAGGAAACAGUCCAAUUAGUAAUAUGGUAACUUCUGGUCUGAAUUGUACUAAUGAUGCUCUGCUAACUACAAUGACCGAUACUAACCUGUGGUCAGCUGUAACAACCACUACUAGCAGCAGUUCUCAAACAGUUAGCUACACUUCACACAUUGGUGAAAACCUUCCCAAGAGUCACCAUAGUGCAAGUUGUUUGACCACUGAACCAAACAUUGAAAGUGUAUGGUCAUUUCCGGGACAUUUGCUUGUUGACAUCCAACCACCUCAGCCAGCUACUGCAGUUACAAGCAUUGUACUUACACCCCAGUUACUUCUCACUGACUCUGAGCAGAGUUCUGUCCCAAAAUCCUCAACAGCUGAUGCCACUUUUACUACCACUUCAGCAACACCUUCACUGCUUUCCACUUUUACUUGUGCCACUAGCCACUCAUAUCUCAGCCCUAGACAUCCAUCAAUCAAUACGGAGAGUGGUAAAGUCAAUACUUCUUCCGUCUGUUCUUCUACUGUCAACACUCCCUCAUCAACUUCUCCUUGUUCUACAUCAUCACUGUCUCUAGUUGACCUCUCAUAUCUGACCCAUAUUGCAGAAUGUGACUCUAAAGAUCCAUCAAGUCUCAGCGAAAAUAUUUCAGUGUCCAAUGAUCAGAAGCCACUGAACAUUAACAGUGAAAAUACUGAAGACAGUGAAAUAUUAGACACUCUUUCUACAUGUGCUGAAUCACUACCAGGAAACACUUGGAAAGACACUGAUAUGCCAGCACUAAUUCGUAGCCCUGUACUCACCCCUGGUCACUAUCCUGAUUUCUCAAGAGAUAGUCAAACAACUGAAACUCCUGAAAACUAUAUGACUGCUAUAUACAACAAGUUAGAUUCAAGUUUCUCAGCUGAACUUUUUGCCCAAGGCAACCAGAAAUGGCCUGAGCAAUUAGUGUUUGAUAUGAGAUUACUAUGGCAAGAUCAUCAACUGCAGUAUAAGAAGGAAAGCUUUAGUAAACCUGACUCUAUGCUAUCAACUGUUGUUGAUCCUGUAGAUGGUAAGUCAAUCAGUCUACCAGACUUCAGUAUAAUCAAUCAGCUAUGGUGUAAAAAUUGCAAUGACAACAAUAUUGAGGAAGGCCUUGCAAAUCCUGAUGAAUUUUUUACUAAAGGUAACUCUUUUUCUCAGUUGUGGAACAUAAACUGUCAAAAGCGGUUAACCAUGUCCAGCCAGCCAAUUCCUCAACACCGCCCAUAUUCCAAUAUUUGCUCUUACUCACCACAACAGCUGAAGCAUAACCCUUUUACGUUAUUUCUACCAACUGUUGGUUCUGUAGCUACCACAUCUUCACUUAGUUCAAACUCACCACCUAAGGUUGCCAGCUUGCCACCAAUCUCUUCAUUUCUCCAUGAUAACACGUCUUUGUUCUCUCCUGUUUCCAUCUUUCCUUCUGCUGCAGUAAUUACCAACAACAGCAGCAACAACAACAACAACAGCAGUAGUAAACAGUUUGGUAACUGGGAUUAUUUCUGUUGUAACUAUUAUAGUUUCUACAGUUCUUCACCAACUGGCCCUUUCUACCAUCAGCAAAGUUGGCCAGCCUCUUCCUCGUCUUUCUUCUCAUCACCUCUCCUUUCUCCUCCAUUGAGCAAUUCUAGUUUUAUGUUUCCAUUAGCCAGAGACUUUUACCCAGAAAAGCCUGUUAUAUCACUUCCUAUCAAGGUUUUGCCUACCACAUUUGUUCCACAUGCCAUAGAGAGUGCCAAACAUGAAUGUUCAGCUUUAGUUGAUGUAAAAGAUGAUAAUUUACCACCUCUACCUGGAUGUGAUAAAAUGCAGGAUACUUCAGAAUUACCUGAAUCCGAUGCAACCACUAAUCUUGAAAAUAGAAAAAAGUUUUCAGAAGUUCAAACUUCAACAUUACCUUCGCCUCCUUCAUCUGUUGUUUCCAUUGUAACUUCUCCAGUGUCAUCUUCAACUGUUUCAUCAACUUCUCCGUGUUUAUUGUCUUCAUCUCCAUCUUCCUUGUUACAGACCUCUGUUAUGGGUCCUUUUCAAGCUUCUGAAUUGAUUCCUUCUAAAUGCUCUGCCUUUAAAGAUGUAAUUCCACGUAAACACACAGUAAUGGCUGAGCUUUCUGAAACACUGGAAGACAACAAAAGUAAGUCUUUGGAAGAGGAGGAAGAAUUGGCACAACAAUCCAGUCCAGUAAUAUCACCUCAUGAGAUGUUAUAUUUUUCUCCCAGGACUCAUUUUCGACCAAUUAAAACCCCACCUGGUGUGGGUAUUGGACACAAAAUUAGCCUGGAUACUCUCAAUGCAGUUGCUGCUGCAGAUCUCUUGGUGACUGUUGGUUCAAAUCAUGCUAAAUCACAAAGAUUCAUUCCUGAAAAUAUUUCAGCAAUGGCACCAAUUCUUUAUCAGCCUCCAGAUCUGUUUGGAGGCCAUCCCGAAUGCCGAUCACCUUAUCAAGAUUUCCACCAAGCAGAAACUAUUGAGAACAAAACAGAAAGUGUUCAUCCCAAAAUAGGAUUUGUGCCAAAAUUUCGCCUGCACAGGAAUACAGAUAAAUACAUUCAGACUGGAAUGUCUCACAGCUCGCCACAAGAAGAGUCAAGAUCAACACAAUUUCACCUUACUUGUCAGCAGCCUAAUGAAAGUUUUGUAGAUUAUGAUCUUGAAAAACUUGCUGAAGAGGUGUGUUCAGAAGAUAACAUUAGAGAUUGCGCUACUGCAUCUGAUGUUAGGCCAUUGCCAUCUGGUUUCGAGUCUGAUUGCUACAUGAGUCUUUGUACUCCACAGUAUGGGGUUUCUGAUGUAGGCGGUGCAUUCAGUCGUUGUGAGAGAAAUAAAAUAAACAAUGCAGCUAGUAUCUGGAGUUAUGACAAUCAGUCAGAGUCUGCUGGCACCUCUUCAACACCUUCACCAUGGGGCAGAGAUAAUAUUGAUAGUAGUACAACCAGUAUAUUGGGUUUAAUGGCAUCUGAUGCUAAAAAUCACUAUCCAAAGACAUGGAGUCGUGGGUCAGAUGAAAUACUAAAUUGGACACCUGUAGCUGUAACUGAAGCAAUAAACUGGACGCCAAUUGCUCCACAUGAUUCAUGGCCAGUUGCUGUUUCAUCUUCUACCUCAUCUUGUAGUUCUGCUGCAUUGGAUCCUGGCAACUGUAUUCAUGUAUUUUCCCAGCCAUCAUCAAUUGCAGAUGAUACACAUAGGAACCCUGCUCUGAAUAUCAGUGGUCAUGUGAUUAAAGAGGAACAGUGGCCAAACAAUCAAGGGAGUUCUAAAUCAGUUUCAAUGAUGUCAAGUCACAGUAGUCCUCUCAGUGGUAUAGUGCCACCAUUUAGCACAAUCAGCAGUACAAAUCACCUUUCAAAGAUUCCCAUAUCAGAUGUAGUCUGUGCUAAGUCUGAUUUAUGGCAGCAACAGCAGCAAAAUACUUGGAUAAAUUCACAAAAAACACAUACCUGGCAACCAGCAUUACCUUUAAGUUCUGAAGCAGUUAACCCUACAAUGUGGGACAGUAACGAUGGGUGUGGAGAUACAGGAGCUGACCACUGGAUGCUGGAAAGUCCAGGCACAGAAGACUCAGACUGGACAUCAGAGACACCUGUACACAAGACAUCUGGUAAACAAAUGUGGCCUAAGCCAGAAGUUGUUAUAAAGUCACAAAGUAGGGUCAAUAAAGAUUCAUCAUCAACAAGCCUUCUGGGCAAGUCUUGGUCAGUGGAUGACACCCAGACUGAUGAACUGGAUUGGUAUUUCAGUGCAACAUCUGCCAUGAAAAUAAAGGAAACAAAGAAAGCUUUGAUGGAGGCAACUAACAGCCAACAAGUCUGGGAAGGCAAUUUAUUGCAGUGCCCUGUUUCAUGUGAGGACAACAUCAAUAGUGAUGUCUGGUUCAACAAACCACUCAUCUGUACUCCAAAGCUUUCAACAGAGCAAAAUGAUUGGCCAAGAAGCAAAGACUGCACGCCUGAAACCUCUCUCUCUGCUUCAUCUUAUUUAACUACUGACCCACUUCUAACGCCAUUGUCUCUUAGGAAAUCAAAUACAUGGUUUGCUACCUCAGAGAAACCAUGUUAUUGGCCUGGGAAGUAUGGAAAUGAGAACAUGAAUGAGGAAAACACGGCUAAAAAGUGGCUCUCUGUGCAGCCACAUGAGAUGUCUUAUGACAAAAUUACUAAUCAAGGUUACCAUGAAAAUACAAAUUGCAAGCCUGAAAAUAUUGGGGAUGUUAAAGAUAUUGAUAUUUAUAAAAAAAAUGAAAAUGAUAUUAAUAAUGAUAAUAAAAAUAAAGACUGUUGUAAAGAUGUUGAAACUGAUAAUUUGGCUGAAGAAUUAUCAGCUCUAAAUUGUGAAAGGAUAUUGAAAAAGACAGGAACUGAGUGGUUGUCUGAAAAAUCCGAUCAUAUAGACUGGACUUCUGUCAGAGACAUGUCUGUGGCAUUAAGCUGGCCAGCAGUUCCAUCACAAGCAUCAAUCAGUUGUUCUGGUGACCAUUGUCAGGAACCUCUCUUAAGGGGUUGGCUUAAUAACUACACUUUAACUUCUAAUAAUGCAAAUUUUAAGACAACCACAGUAGUUACUACUGGAACUGAGAAGGUUGGACCAUUAAACUGGGCUGAACCAUGUUGUAUGCAAAAGUCCACAGAGAAGUCCGCAAACAGUUUGACUUUGGAUCAAACUGAUAAAACUUUAGCAGUUUCAUCUAAAAAAGUUAUGUCUUCGAAUGUCAAAAAGUCAUAUGAGAACCUUGAGACAUUAGUGCCGUUGCCAUGGGAAGCUGUUUACUCCAGUGAACUUGAGAAAGAGUGGCUAAACAGUGAAACCUCUUUAAACAGCAGCAGCACUGUACAAUUACCAGAAGGCAAGGAACUACAUUUAAAAUCACGGUCCAUAAAGAAACCUUGCAGCUUUUUCCUGGAGGGAAACUGCCGGCGCACUGAAUGCAAGUUCUCCCAUGAUAUUUCUACCAUCACCUGCAGGUUUUGGGAGGAUGGUGAAUGUUUUAAAGGGGACACUUGUCCAUUUCUACACGGCUAUUAUACUACUGCUACUGUAACAUCUUCAGCCACUACUGCAGCAGACAAGUAUGAAAGUGCAGCAGUUGGUAGUAGUUCUGAAAUUGCUUCUUCUAGUACCGUGAAGGAACUCUCUUUCCUACCUCAGUCUAAAGUGACCGACAACCCAGCCAGCAGUCAGACAUGUGUCUGAGUCAUGAAGUGUUUAGGAACUGUGAUGCAAAUGUAACCAUAGACAUUGUUGCUAUGGCUGGAUGUAAGAAGAUGAGAUGCAAAGUUGAAGGAUACUCACAAUGUCCCCAAUUCCUUUUCCUCAUUCUUCUGUAACUUCUUCACCCAUCUGUUGGGUGAAGCCCAAUAGAUUGUCUUUCAAAUAAAUUAUAUUUAUUUAACUAAAUAUAAACAUACACAUGAACAAAUAUUAUGUGUAUGUGUGUGUAUAUAUGUAUAUAUAUGUAUAUGUAUAUAUAUAUAUAUAUAUAUAUAUAUACACACACACUCACACACACACACAUACAUACAUAUGCACACAUAUAUAUACAUACAUAUACAUAUGUGUAUGUGUUUAUAAAUGUAUCUAUGUAUUUGCAUAUAUGUAUAUGCAUAUAUAUUGUGUGUAUGUAUAUAUAUUUUGUGUGUGUGUGUAUAUAUAUAUAUAAUCUCAUUGUGUAUUUGUGUGUGUGUGUGUGUGUAUAUAUAUAUAUAUAUAUAUAUAUAUAUAUAUAUCGACAGAUAUAAUGUAUAUAUGUAUGUUUAUAGAUAUGUGUAAAACUGUAAAUAUAAUGUUAUAUGUAUAUAUACAUGUGUGUGUGUGUGUGUGUAUAUAUUAUAUACAUAUGCACAUAUAUAUAUAUGUAUGUGUGUGUGUAUAUAAGAUGUAUAUACAAAUUUUAUAUAAAUUUCAAUCUUACUAGCAUAUGAUUUUUUGGCCUUUCUGUGAGCUGUUCACUAUAUAUUAAAAUACAUAUGUUAUGUAUAUCAGUAAGUAUUAAUGUCUGUGUGCAUAAAUAUAUGUAUGUAUGAGCUUGUGCUUGUAUAUCUGUGUUUGUUCAUGAAUUUCUGUUUAUUAUAUGUUUAUGUAUAUAAAUGAAUGUUUACAUGUGUGUUGUUUGUGUGUUAUACACACACUGAGAGGUAUGUGUACAUAUAUAUGUAUGUAUAUACAUACACCCGUGUGUGUUAAGUCUUGGAACUAUGUUUAAGUAACACCAUUGACAUAUAUACACAUACUGUAAUUUUUGGAUUGUAAUAUAUACAAAGUUCCAAUUAAUCAUUACAAGUGUAUGUGUGUGUGUGGGCAUAAUUAUAUGUAUGUGUUUAUAUGUGUGUAUGUGUAUAAGCUUAAGUAUAUGUUCGUGUGGUUGGGGUUGUGUGAAUGUGUAUUUCUGUCCUGUACAUGAAAGGAUACUCACCUACAGGUAAUGUGUCUUGAUGCUCUCUCUAAACCUUUUGUCCUCAAGCUCUGAAAUGUUUCUGUUUUUUGUUUUGUUUCCCCCCCCCCUUUUCUGAGAAAUUCUUUCUUAGUUGAAAAACAUGUAUUUCCAACAGCAGAGGCAUCCAUUUGUAGCACAAUACCUUCAUAAUUGGUAAUCACCUAACCCCUGCUACCAUGUGUCUGAGUGUGUGUUUAUAUGUAUAUAUUGGUAUAUAUGUAUGUGUGUAUUAUACAUGUGUGUGUGUGUUUGUAUAUGUAUGUAUAUACAUGUAAAUGUUUAUAUUUACCUGUAUAUAUAUUUUUAUGCAUGUGUAUGCGCAUAUAUAUAUAUAUAUAUAUAUAUAUAUAUAUAUAUAUAAUGUAUGUGUGUAUGUUAAGGCUGUUUGCCAAAUUGUAAUAUUUGGCUUAUGUUUGUAAGGUUGUUUUGAUUCCUGCAAUGUGCAGCAUGUUGUGUCCCUGAGCAGGACAUGUCAUUUCAUGUUGCUUCAGUCUAUUUAGUUGCAAAAUUGUACCAGCUGAAUGCAGGCCCAGCUCUCUCUCUCUCUCUCUCUCUCUUCAGUUGUCGUAACCUUCAAAUUCCACUGAGCCAUGAUUGGGAGUGCUGAGAUAGAUGAUGUCUGUGUCUACUUGUGCCUACAUUGGUACCAAAUACGAUUAACAGGAGCAUCAUACAUGCUAGUAUGUGUUACUUGCUUUCCUGUGACAGUUAAAUUCGUGUAUGUAUGUGUAUAUCUAUCUACAUAUAGUAGGUAAGAAGUUGCUAGUAUAAGUAUAGAAUUAGUGCUCAGAAUUGUCAGAUUCUUAAAUUCCAACAUUCUAAUCAGGGCAAAAUAGUCCAACAAAACAAGAGUUGGCUAUAAGAAAUACAUAAUCCAAGCAAGUAAUAAAGAGUCAAUGUAUGGAUAAACAAUUAUAGAUCGCAAGUAUUCAUUUAUGAGAUGUUACAUAUACAUAUUCCUUUUACAAAAAGAUAAAUCUUUACAGCUGUUUCAAAGACUCAGCAACUGGUUGAUGCUAUAAUGCAUAUUGUGCAAACAGGCAUAAUAAUAUUAGAGUUCAAUCUAAUCACUGUUGAAUUUGUUUUAAGUAUUGUUAAGAGCAUCUUCUUUAGAAUUUCCUACUUUUCCACAAAUCAUGAUAUGUUUAAUAAUCACAUCCCAAACUAUAAUCAAGCCCUGCAUACUAGUGAUUUCCCUGAUAAAAUAUCUUACACCCAGAACACUAGGCACAAAAUCAUGCUUAAAGAACUAAUUCUACACAAUAAUUGUACUAUAACUAAUCUUAAUUAGACCACUAAUUCUAAUAAGGUUUUAAUUAGGAUAGUAAUUAUGCUGCCAAUUUCAUAGUCUUUCAUAGAAAACACCCCUCUCUUCCUAAGUAUAAUACUAACAGUUCGCCCUUAGUUAUGCCAUGACUACCCUUCUGGAUGAUGGGUUUGGAGAACUCAAGAUUCAUCUAUCCCAGGAUCAUAACCCACUAAAAUAUCCAGGAAAGUAUAAGAAGUAUAGGAGGCAUGAGGCUUUUAUGGUUUGCACCACUAUUUUGUUUACAAGUAAGUCUCAUUGAAACUGAUCCUCAUUAUUUCAAUGUUCAGUUUUCCAUGCUUGCAUGUACUUGACAGAAUUUGUUGAAGCAGAUUUUCAAUAGGGUGGCUACCCUUCCUGUCGCCAACUCCCACCUGUUUCCAAGGAAGGCCAAAUGUGCUUGCAUGGAAGGAAGGAAAUGAAAGACACCACUUGUAUGUCAGCCACACUCUUUUAAGUCCAUUCAGAAUACUUAGGUCAAUUUGGAGUUGUAGCAGAAGACACUUUCCCAAGGUGCCAUGCAUUGGGACUGAACCCAAGACCAUGUGGUUGAGAAACAAGCUUCUUAACUACACAACCACACCUGUACCUACAUGUCUUUCAAUAUUCGAAGACCACCUUGAUGUAAAUACCACUCCAAAUCUUUCAUGUCCACAAUCAAACUUUCUUAUUCUACCACACCUAAUCUUGGAUCCAUAGUCACAGCAGCAAAUAAAUGGAAACUCAGCCUUAUAUAGACUUGUAAAUUUUGUAAUGAUAUUUAGUGUUACCAUAAUAUUAAUAAUGGUAGUGGUAGUAAUAAUAUUAAUAAUGAUAUGAAUGUGGUUUACUAUCUUCAUAAUAAUAAUAAUAUAUUCUUGAACAACAACAAUUGUGAUGAUAACCAUAAUAAUAGUAAUAAUGAUAUUAAUAGCAAAACCAACAUCAUUCACAUCAGACAUGGAAAUAACACCCUUACUGGAGAUAUGAAUAAGAAAUGCUCCAAUAUCAGCAACAGCAUUAAGAAGAAGAAUCCCAGUUGUAAUAAUUUUAUUUACAGUAAUUGUAAUCUUAUAUUAUAAAAGAGAAGCCGAUCUUCAUCUGACUGUCCAUAACAACAUGUAUGUAGAGGGAGGGAAGAAGGGGAGAAAUCAACUGGGGAGGUAACCCUUGUCACAGCAUAUGUUUAGGAGAGGAGGAGAAAAGUUGUUGAGAGAGAGAGAGUGUGAAAGAUAGAUAAAUAAGUAGACAGGUAGUGUUGUUACCAAAAUAACUAACAAGUUUUUAUUAAAAACACAAGAAUUUUAAGUGAAAGUCUGUCAACACAACGCAGACUUUAAAAUAACUGUAUGUAUAAUAUAUAGUUAUUAUUUUUGUUGUAUGUUUCUGUAUGUCUUUCAACAUAUAAACAAUGCAACACAGACUUUAAAAAAAUACUUUCACUAUAAUGAGAAGUGGUUAUUGUUGAGAGAGAGCGAGAGAGAAAAAAAAAGAAACAGUUUGUUGUUGAGCAUAUCAUUGUGACCGCUGUCUGUAGUAAUCACCAAAAUAUACAAAGACUCUUUGGCUGAUUUUAGGAGAUGCUGUUUGGCACAUAUUAGUUUGUUCUCUAAUAUUAAGCAUAAAUCUUCUACUUAGCUAGUAAAUUAUAUUCAUCAUCUCAAAGCUAAUAGUAUUUCCUUUAACAUCUGGUUAAAUUAGGGCUGGAAGACCUUACAUGGAUGGUUGCACUGCAUACAAUUUGUGCAAUGAAGAAUCCCUUAAGAUUUUACACGAGAAUAAGGAUCUCUUUAAUAAGCAGUAUUAUAUAAUAACAUUCUGCAGGCAUAGAUUUUUAAACAUUUUUCCUUUUACCAUAGAUUAACAUGUUCCAGUUGGCGUUUAUAACUAUACAUUUGUAUUCAGAUCUAACAUUCUAAUUCUUGCUUUUAUGUCUUUAGCCUAAAUAGAAUGUUGACCUACCUUAAUUCAAAUGGAACUUUACAAUUAUUGUACAUUUUUCAUUUACGUAAUAUUGUUGAUUUUUAUAGUUCAUCCUUAUACAUUUACAUCUUUUUAUUUCUUUAUAUUUUUCUACUGGCUUUAUUCUUAUCUACACAUUCAGACACUUAAAUCAGCUUGUCAAUGCCUCUUUUACACAGAAGAGGCCAUUUCAUUUACCAUUUCUUUUUUCUUAAUAGAUUCUCUUUCAUCUCGCUUCUUUAUUCCAUAUUCUUCAAACUUAGAUCUACAACCUUAAUAGUCAAGCUUUUCAAACCAGUCUUUCAUUCUUUACUUUCUUCUUUCUCACCCUUUUUCUAUAUCCCACCUCUCUCACACAUUUUAAUGACAUAUUUUUGCUCUAGAUCUUACAUCCUUUCUCUUCUUUUCCUUUAUUCACAUCACCAGUUCUAAUUACCCUCUUCUUCCUCCAUCUUUUUAUUGAUGCUUAUGGAUUUUCCUAAAUAUGUAACCUGCUACUAUUGCAUUCACAUUUGCUACUGAUCCUUCUGAUGAAAAUAUUCAGCAUUUCUAGCAUAAAGAUAUUAACGUAUCAUGCUUGAUAUUUUUGCUUAUUUGCUGUAUAUGAUUAUUGUUUCGCUAUGUACAUCUGUUUGCCUAAUAUGCACUGUAGCAUCAACUUUGGAAACAGCUGUAAAGAUAACAUCUCAUAUAAUUGCAUUAAUGCCAUCUUUUAUUUCAUGUGUGUGUGUAUAUAAAUAUAUGUAUACACACACACACACACACACAACAUUUGAAGGCAGUUGCAUAUGUUUGUGUGUGUUUGUCAUCACUUGGCAACCAGUGGUGAUUCUUGUUUUUAAACUUUUCAUAACUUAGUAUUGCAUCAAACAGUUACUGAAACUCGGUACCAAAUUUAAAAUAUGUAUUCAUUUGAUCUGGUGAAGUAAUGCAUAUACACAUACACACGUGUCUGUUUGUGUGUGUUUGUAGGCAUAUAUACAUAUAUAAGGCAAAGUAUGCAUAUGUGAUUAGGAGGAUCACUUAUCCUUGUGGUUUUGGUUUUCUCCUACCCAGCAGCACCUAAAGCUACUGUCUACUGCUGUGAAACCAGGCUAGCCAAUGUUUUGCAAAUGAAUUUGGUAGACAGCUGUUAUGUGUGUGGGGAGGGGAGGAGUAACUUAGUGAAUGUUUAUACCUUCCAAGCUUCACAUUAAAAUGUCCAGAGCUCCAAGCAGUUAAAGUUUGUUGUCAUUUUUCAUGUCAGCAACGUUGUCCAUUGGCUCUGCACUUUUGACAGUAUGUUUGAGUAAGAGAUUCCUUGCUUAUAUAACAGGUAAGGUUUGGUGACAGGAAGAGCAUCUGGCUGUAAAAUAAUGCCUUAAUAAUAAAUAUUUGUCUAAACACAUUCUAGAAUAGUGAGAAGUGCAUGGACAAGCAAACAGUGUGUAUGUGUGCAUAUAUAUAUAUAUAUGGCAAGAUGGAUUAAAUAGAUUGAAUUGUUUGUAUGUGAAUUUAUAGAUAUAUUUAUCAUAACUGGUUUUAACAAGUACAUUUACAUGUAUGUUUAUAUGUAUAUGUUUGUCAUGUAUGUGUGUGUGUAGGUUUUAUGUAUAUGUAAUGUCCAUAUUUGAAUGUAUGUAUACAUUUUUUAUUUAUGUACACGUGUGUAUAUAUGCGUGAAAGUAUUUUUGUAUAUAUAACUAUGUAAAUGAAUAUAUGUUAUACAAAUAUAUGUAUAUAUUAUAUACAUAUACAUCUAUAUAUAAUAUAUAUAUGUAUACAUAUGUGUGUGUAUAUUCAUUUAUAUAUGCCUAUAUACAUAUAUAUAUCCUUGUUAAGUUUGAAGUACUUAUAUUCUGCUGUUGAUUUGUCAAAUCAAUGGCAGUGUAUUGAUUGAACUUCAAAAUCUGGUUAAAUUAAUGGGAAUUGUCCUCCAAAAAUUAACACAAUUCUAUUAAAAGAAAUAUUUAUCCACUCA
This is a messenger RNA of Octopus bimaculoides (California two-spot octopus), 15983 nucleotides long. RefSeq lists its product as uncharacterized. Gene Ontology annotation, biological process: regulation of gene expression. The record is from RefSeq and is a predicted model, not a curated record. NCBI's taxonomy places the organism in Eukaryota, Metazoa, Mollusca, Cephalopoda, Octopoda, Octopodidae. Gene Ontology annotation, molecular function: sequence-specific DNA binding; metal ion binding. Gene Ontology annotation, cellular component: nucleus.